CUAGAUCGCGUUAUGCCAAAUCUGGCCACACUGGUUUGUUUCUCUUUAUCAUAUGUGAUGCGUCUUAAUUUGAAUGCAGUGAUAUCUUUUUGAAACAGUAAAUAAUUAUACAUAAAUUUGAAGAACUUGUUAACUAGAAAAUGGCAGAUGAACGAAAUUUUCGGUCAUCCUACUACGAGAAGGUAGGAUUUCGUAGCGUGGAGGAGAAGAGAUCGUUAGAAAUAUUACUCAAGGAACGUCCUUUUGACAAAGCAAAACUUAAACAGUUCUGCUUGCGGUUUACUGUUCCUACUAUACACAGAAAUUUUCUCUGGAAAAUAUUAUUGGACAUCAUACCGGUUUAUGUAGAUAGUCAUAAAUUUAUAAUGAACCAAAGAAGAAUGGAGUACCAAGAUCUGCAAAAAGCAUUAAAAGUUACAAAGAUCUUGGACGAUUAUACAAAGCCCCAUUUAAUGGUUCUUACAAUGUGGUUAUUGCGUACAAGAAGAGCAAAGCUUGAUAUGAGUGCCCAAUUAGAAAUUCCUUUGCAUAGAGCUAUGAGUAAAAUGGCUGAAACAUUGUGGCAUAUUGUUGAUAGCGAUACUCACGACGAAAAGCUUGUAGAUACAUACUGGAUAUUAUGUGGGCUCUUAGAUCAAGUACAAAAGUUUCAUAAGGAAGUAAAUAAGUUACAGGAAUGUACUUGUACUUUAUUAGAAAGAGAAGAUUCAGAAUUGUAUAAACACCUUAUUAAAAUUGAAGCGCUUCACAAUAUUCCAUACGAUGUGUGGUUUUGUUCGUGUUUUGCAGGAACAAUAUCUGUUGGUUCCAUAGUAAAAAUAUGGGAUAAAAUUGCUGUAGGUGCAUACAGAAUAUUAAUUUUUGUCACUGUAGUUACGUUAACUACUUUAAGACGACUUUUAUUGCGAUGCGAAAAUUUAGACAGUGUAUUAGAUACUAUUGGCAAUAUAACGGAAGAAAGCUCAGAACUAAUUGUCAAUAAAGCGAUCGAAUCUUGGCAACAAAGUGGUUCCACAUUGAUAACUAUUUCGCAAACAAUUUAGAAAUACUUUAGAAAGUAGAAAGACUUUCUAAGGCAUGAUAAAAUAUACAUAAUGUAAAUGUGUAAAAAAGUUUCUAAUGUAUGUAAAAAUUUAUGUUUGUAUAACAUAUGUCUUUGUAUUUUAAAAAUAAUUAUUUUUAUUAAUGCAUCCGUCAUACAUUUUACAUAUACAAUUACUUAAUUUAUUGAGGUGUUAAGUCUUGAACUGGACUUUAUUACUAAUAUUGUGAUUCUUUUGUUUCCUUUUUUGCAAUGUUAUGUUACAACAGUGUUAAUGUACUCAGUGUGUAACAGCAAGUCAAUAAAUUUCUGAAUCAGGCUAAAACAUAAAAUUGUGGCAUUUUAUGCUUGUAUUAUUCUCCAAGAAAUUUAUUGUACAAUCAAUUAUACGCUUUCAUCAUUUUGUAUCAUGUCCCCCUAUCAUGAUUAUUAAAGUAAUUUUGUCGCGUGUUUUUAACUUGUGCAAUCGGCGGAAUUUUAUUCCGCAGUUUAUCUUAACAAUAAUAUAAAAACAAUAUUAAAUUUCGAUAUGCAUAGCAUUAUUUAAUAUCAGAAUGAUUCCAAGCAGUGGAAUAGACACUGACAGAUUAAAACGCCCGAAGAUCGAUUAAACUUUCUUUUGAGUUUUUACAAAAGAAAUAACGUUUUGUGAUUUAUGUACAUUUUUUUUUCUAAUUUAGAAAAUUGAAAGAUUCUUGGAGAAAAGUGAGAUCAUAUAAAAUUUUAUUUCUUGCUCACGCAUUACACCAUAUUUCAUGGAUUCCUACUGCUUCCUAACAUUACAUCUUUUGAGUAGGUCUUCAGCUACUAUUUAUUCUUUGGUUUUUAAUGGGACUUGAGUAUCCUUUUUUUGUAUCUUAAUUACCUUGUAACAAAUAGUGGCAAUAACUUCAUGUAUGCUGAAAAAUUAUAAUAAUGAAGCUAGAUUCACUUCAAGCAUGUUGAAGAAAUUUUUAUGCUCCUUUAAAAUAACAUUAGCAGUGUGCACGAAUUUUAACACAUGAUCGAACUUCAUUAUCAUAAAUCGAUAUUAAACAAUGUUGGCAGAUUUUUAAUUCAGAGAGUUAUACUAUGGCAAUGCACAUAUAGUUCUGCAGACACUAAUUCUCUCAUAAAAUACAAGUGAAAUGCACAAAUACACUACACUAUUGUUGUAUUUUCUUAACAUCAAUGACUCCAAUUUAUAACAUGCACAUUUUAACGUUAGGGAAACGUUUCAAGCGUUCAAUUAAUAAUGUUUGCAACAUUCUUAAUCAAAAUUUACCACCGCCUUUGAACGACAAAGUAUAAUUUCAUAUAAAUUGGUUUUUCUUUCUGAUUAAGGCCAUUGCAUUCAUUCUGCUGACGUCUAUUUAUUAAAAUAAAUAUUUUAUGCAAAGAAAAUAGUUAAACGUACUUUACAAACAUCAGCUAACUCUCGCUAGGUAUUAUAUGCAACUGAAAACUUAUUCCUUACUUUAGCUAUGUAGAGUUCAUUUACAAUGUCUGCACAUUCUUCCUCGUCUAUUACAUUCAUCUUUCUAAUUUAAAAGGUUUGCUUAAAACAAAGGAAUGCAUGAAAAAUGAAACAAAAUAUAUUCGCAAAUAAAUAAGAUCUUGUUUUUCAGACAUGAUUCACAAAAACAUUUAUGAAAACUAACCUAAAUUCGAGUUCCAUGAUAUGUGCGAUAAAACUAACAGGUGCUUUUGCGUUAAAUAAAAGAAAAGAAAAGAAUUCUCGGCAAUAAGUGACGUGUAUGAUAGAAGAAAAGAAUUUUACAUAAAAAGUUCUGAAACUUAUGUUAUAAAGUCUAGUAAAAAUACUGGUUAGAAGUUUCAUUCGUCUCACAAUUUUAUACUAUCGGCAAGCUACAUAAACUAGGAGUCACUGAUAAACGAAUCAAGGUAUCCAGUGCUUGAUUUAGUACAAGUUGAUAUUUGAAUCACCCUUUA
Messenger RNA from Colletes gigas, 2974 nucleotides. It is a transcript of the gene TBC1d7, whose product is annotated as TBC1 domain family member 7. NCBI's taxonomy places the organism in Eukaryota, Metazoa, Arthropoda, Insecta, Hymenoptera, Colletidae. Bases 141 to 1043 code for a protein of 300 amino acids. Gene Ontology annotation, molecular function: GTPase activator activity. The transcript has 5 exons. The record is from RefSeq and is a predicted model, not a curated record. Gene Ontology annotation, biological process: activation of GTPase activity; negative regulation of TOR signaling.